Asparagus officinalis (garden asparagus) is the source of this 1600-nucleotide messenger RNA. Its product is annotated as G2/mitotic-specific cyclin S13-7-like. Bases 134 to 1411 code for a protein of 425 amino acids. The transcript is spliced from 8 exons. Gene Ontology annotation, cellular component: cytoplasm; nucleus; centrosome. The record is from RefSeq and is a predicted model, not a curated record. Gene Ontology annotation, molecular function: cyclin-dependent protein serine/threonine kinase regulator activity. NCBI's taxonomy places the organism in Eukaryota, Viridiplantae, Streptophyta, Magnoliopsida, Asparagales, Asparagaceae. Gene Ontology annotation, biological process: mitotic cell cycle phase transition; regulation of cyclin-dependent protein serine/threonine kinase activity.
UUCUCAUCAAAAUCUAACGGUGGCGACGGCUGUGAACGAGGAGGGCGAGUCUCGGACAGCCCGUCUGCAAUCAUUCUUUUCUUCAGUGUUCUCGACGAUCUUCGGACCGAACCAAGAAGAGCAAGAAAUCACAAUGGCUACCAAGAAUCAAGUCACGGUUCCUCAUCAUCAGCAGAAAACAGAAGGAGGUGCCGUUGUACCUAAAGGCAAACAAAAGAAUGCGGCUGAUGGCAAGCACCGCCGAGCCCUCGGAGACAUUGGAAAUCUCGUCCCAGCCGGGGCCCCACCUGCUGCCGAGGCCAAACCCCAGCAUCAGAUUUCUCGGCCCAUCACAGGGAAUUUCGGUGCUCAGCUCCUUGCCAAUGCUCAGGUGCAGAAAAAGGCCCAAAUUAGAGAAACUAAGCCCAAGGUCUCAGUCAAGCCAAAACCUGCUGAAGUCAUAAUCGAAAUUAGCCCCGAUUCGGACGAAGUAACAAAGAAAAGAUCAUCAAGGAAAAAAGUUCACACUAUGACCUCAGUACUAACUGCUCGCAGCAAAGCUGCUUCUGGGAUCAACCAUAAGCUCAUAGAGCCGAUACCUGAUAUCGAUGCAUCAGAUGCUGGGGAUCAGCUGGCUGUUGUGGACUACAUCGAGGAAAUCUACAAGUUUUAUAAGAUUUCUGAGAACUUGAGUAGGCCGGGUGAUUAUAUGGAGUCUCAAAUGGAGAUUAAUGCAAAGAUGAGAGCUAUUCUGGCAGACUGGCUGAUUGAAGUGCAUCACAAAUUUGAGCUGAUGCCGGAGUCUCUUUAUCUUACUUUCUAUAUAAUUGAUCGAUAUCUUUCGAUGAAGAAGGUGCUCAGGAGAGAGCUGCAACUUGUUGGGGUCAGCUCCAUGCUCAUUGCCUGCAAGUAUGAAGAAAUUUGGGCUCCAGAGGUUAACGAUUUCAUUUGCAUAUCAGAUCGAGCCUAUAGCCGAGAACAGGUACUGACCAUGGAGAAAGAGAUCCUUAACGUCCUCGAAUGGAGCCUAACUGUACCAACUCCCUACAUGUUCCUUGUUCGCUUCCUCAAAGCUGCAAUGGCCGAUAAAGAGAUGGAACACAUGGUCUUCUUCUUGGCUGAGCUUGGCCUGAUGCAGUACUCAAUGAUCAAGUACCGCCCAUCAAUGGUGGCGGCCUCUGCGGUCUACGCUGCUCGUUGUGUACUCAAGAAGAGCCCUUUAUGGACUGAAACUCUCAAGAGGCACACUGGAUUCUCUGAUGCGCAACUAUUUGAUUGCGUGCAGAUUCUGGUUAGGUGUCAUGCUGAAGCGCCGCAGGACAAGUUGAAGUUUGUGUACAAGAAGUACUCAAGUGUGGAGUUAGGCGCAGUGGCAUUGAAUCCCCCUGCAAUGCAACUGAUUGAACAGUUGAAGGCUUUGGAUUUGAAUUGAGUUGUGGUUUGCUGUUUUUCGUUUUGGGUGUGAGUUCAUCUUACUGAUGAUGGGGGAAAGUUUGCUAUAUAUUAGUAAGUAGAAAGUAGCAGUAUUUGGAGUUUGAGUUUCUAUGUUUUGGAGGAACUUAUUUUGGUUCUUUUGUUGGAUAAAUUUUCAGUAUAUAAUCAUGAUCACAGGUUUUUGCUA